CGUCUUGGCCGCACUGGUGGCCCCUCCGCGCACGGAACGCGAACAGCUCGACUCGCAGAACGCGUCAGAUAGAUCCGGCGGAAAGAAGGGCUCACGCGGACGCUUUUUUUCCUCGACAGCGGUGGCGGCAGCGGCGGCGGCAGCGGCGGUGGCGGCGGAGACGGAGCAGCUGCUGCAGCCGGUGCAGUAGUCCACAGGUACGCGACGCGUUUGGGUGGCUGCAUGUGUUGUGUGUUCGUGCACGCGCGUACGUUAUUCGCCCGCCGACGAUCGAUACCGGUUGUGUGACUGACUGCGUGACGACACGUUUACCGUCUUGUCCGACCUUCUCGAUCGCGUUCGGUUAUGUCGUCCGUGUCCCUCGUCGACGUUUGACCCGCGGUCCAUGUGCAAUCCCUCCGCGCGCGAAAUCCGUCCGCGACAACGUCCCUACGUGCUGAACCCUAUCGCGUCCGUCACGCGAUCGGCGUCGUAGCAUUAGGUGUGCCGCCGGUACGGACAAGCGGACACGCAGCGCCCGUGCCCGUUGUCCGCGCAGUACGCGCGCGUUCGCCAACAGGAAUCUCUGCAGAUCGACGCGCGGACGGACCACGGUUUGGACGGAGCAGCACUACCGAGGCGUUCCGUCACAUGAAAAUUUAAUAUGCCCGGACAACUCUCUGUGUGGCCCGUAUGCCUUUUCAGUGUCAGUAAACCAGAAAUUGGACGAAUCAAGAAUUCUCAUUCUUCCUCAAAAAGGUGUAAUGAAGCGCGGCGCAUGUCCGAAGGUGGUCUCGUCAUGCCUUCAUGCUUGGCUGCCAACUUCAACAACAACAACACCACCAACAACAAUAACCGAUCGCAGCAAACUGGCGUUCUCAGACGAAAGUUCAGCUUCCCCGCGGUGCUGCAGUCGCAGGGCCUACAUGCUGAGCUGGGUGGUAUCGACUUCGGCGGCAGCGGCGGCAGUGGCGGUGGUGGCGGCCCGUCCAUGGCAGUGGCCACGGCACGCCGGCGGUUCAGCAACGUCAGCGAUGUGGUGUCCCGCAAACUAUCGCACACGAUCGGCUGGCGGACGGCCGUGCCGACGGAGCAGAUAGCGCGACAGGGCAGGGCGCUGUGUGUGCAGUACGUGCGGUGGAAGUUGAAACGGGCCGGCGCAUACACGAAGAAAUGCGCGGCGGCGCUGCGUUGCGCGCGCGCCACGGCCAUUGCGUCCACGGCCACGGCGGACGUUGCCGGCGGGUUCUUCAUACCGCCGCUGCAGGUCGGCGGCUCGGCAGCGACGGGGACGGCGAACGAUCGGGCGGCGGACGGGUUGCGCCGCGAAGUGUUCCCGGCCAUGCUCCGGGUCGGGCUGCAACUGGAACGGCUCGACCCGAAACUGUACGCGACCGGCAUGACCGCGAACGACACGCCGAUGUCCACAGCCGCCGCAGCCGCGCUCUCGCACCGCCUGAUGCAGCGGCCGGCGUUCAGGAGGAAUGCCGCGGACACGGCCACCGCAGCCGUCGUCCUAGUGUCUGUUUCCCGGGAGCUGUUCCGGGCCGGCGCACAAGUCACCUGGGCCAAGGUCGUGUCGCUGGUAUGUGUGGCCGCCGGACUGGCCGUCGAGUGCUCGCGCCGCGGCCGCGCCGAACAACUGCCCGGCCUGAUCGAGGCCGUCGGCGAGGUGAUCGAAGACGACUUGGCCGCCUGGAUCCAUUACAAUGGUGGAUGGAUGGGACUCCAGUCGUACUGUAAACCAAUUGUCGUCAACGUCGAAAACCCCAUUUCCACGCAGAUCGUGUACCUGGUAUCAUGCCUUGUUGUCAUUAUAUUUUUUUUGUUGAUGUUGAGAUGGUUUGACUUCAUAUCUAUGUUCCGGUGAAGUAGAUCGCGCAUAACAUAUUAAUUUACAGGUGUACAAUGUACUUAUAGAACCUAUACAGCUUCAGACGAUUGUUUUACCACGCAUUAGAUAAUGAAAUGUUAAGGCAUAACGUAAUACAUGUAACUGUGUAAGUUGUAUUAUUAUUUGUACCUAUACCUAUGCAAUUAUAUUAUUUUUAUCUGUAAAACCGAUUGUUUUCGAG
Molecule: messenger RNA, 2054 nt
Organism: Sipha flava (yellow sugarcane aphid)
Lineage: Eukaryota; Metazoa; Arthropoda; Insecta; Hemiptera; Aphididae
Exons: 4
Coding region: 644-1849 (401 amino acids)
Biological process (GO): regulation of apoptotic process; intrinsic apoptotic signaling pathway in response to DNA damage; extrinsic apoptotic signaling pathway in absence of ligand
Cellular component (GO): mitochondrial outer membrane
Molecular function (GO): protein homodimerization activity; protein heterodimerization activity
Source: RefSeq, a predicted model, not a curated record